AUGUUUAUUUUCAGAAACUCACCCGACCAAGCUCAACUAGCGUUGGAUGAGAUGAAUCAGAAAAAUUCCCGAAAAACGUCGACACGAAAGGUGCCGGCCCAGAUUACCGAUCUUCCGGAUCGUGCACUUGGUAUCAUCUUUGCAAACUGCUCUUCUACUGACAUGACUCGGUGUUCCCUUGUCAAUCGGAAGUUCCGCGAGUUCAUUGAGGAUCUGGAAGAUGAACGUUCUGAAUCGCUUCGAUCCAGUCAGAAGGCCAAGAUCUUCAUUUGCGACCGUAAACGUGCUAUUCUCGAAGGUGUAAGCACCAUCACACCAACUCGUCUUGCCAGAACACCAAAAAAUAGUGAGUGCUCUGAUGCUGGAUCUACAUCCUAUUCCUCAAUCGCUUCCACUUCUUCAUCUGGAGCUGGAAGCCUUGGCUCAAGCUCAAAAACUAAAACGAGAAAGCAGCAAGCUGAGCAAAAACAAGAUUUGCGCAGGAGGAAUAUCAGUGAUCGAACCAAAUCCACAACAACAUCCGACGACAGUUCUGGAUUCCAUUCCAAAGCCACCGCCUUCAUCAGCGAUCAGUAUUCUGAUCCAAUUAAUCCACACUGGGCGUUCGAUUUCGAUUUCGCACCAUGGCUCCAAGAGUAUGAUGUAACGGAGGUCUUCUUCAAGAACUUCUGCUCAUUCCUCGAACGCGAGAAAAUUGAAGAUCCGAUGUCCCCGAGUUCUUAUAAGGGAAGAACCGCUUUCUAUGAGAACCAUAAUCGAGAUAACGCUAACGCAGCAUCACUGGCUGAAUGCCAAAUCACUGAUCUGUCUGAUGAUUCCGUCAAAGAAUUGAAAUCCCAAUCAGCAGGUCGUAUUGAACGACUCGUGGAAAGACUCGCCAACAUCCGAAACGCUCAUUUCACUUUCAAGGACUCCAUCUGUUACGGGGCUCGUCCUCCAGCCACCAUCUUCUACUUCUUGUCAUUGAUGCGCGAGAACUUGCGUGCUAUUACUUUUGAUCAUGUGCAAUCUGCAACUAAGAUCGAACUGCACAAAGUUCUCACAUUGGAGAACAUCAAUAAAUUGACUGUGAAUCAGCCACAAGAAAGGCAAAGCAUUUUUGUGAACGAGGAACUUUUCAAAGAUUGGAUGAAACUUGCUGAUCCAGUACGGAAAGUUAUCUCCGUCCAUCUGAUAGGCUGCCAGGAGUUCCGCCCACAAAAUCUCUACGUCGUGGUUCAAGAAUGGCUGAAGCUCGAGAAGCCAGUGGAGUUCAAGCAAAUUUCCAUCGAUGGUGGGCCAUACAAAUACAACGAUUUCAUGGACCUCAUCGAACGUCUCCAUGACGUUAUCGAGCAGGCUCCACCACGCAGUCCGACAAAUCGAUCAUUUGGAAAAUCACCAAACGAGCAUACAGUUGUACUCGAGAGAACAUGCCAAAUUCCACAUCCAAAGGACCGAAGAUUUGUCAUUACUUUCAAAUACUGCAAGCUAUCAAGAAAAAUGGUACUAGCCAUCGAGAAACACAAUUCUCCAGUUCCACGGACAACACUGUCACCAGUUCCCGCAUUGACACGUCUCAUUCGUCCACAGUCUGCUGCAUCUGUGAUCUCAUCGCCAGUUCGCAAGCUCUCUGCUUCACUCAAAUCAGGAUCACCAAUUCCCACCAAUAAUAGCAGUGGACGCCAACUUGGACGCCCACUCUCCCAUGAUCCACUUCUUAUGACAGGAUGUCGUGAGAACGCAGGAAGUAAUGUCUUCACACGAAUUGUCAGCUUCUUGGGCACAUCGAGUUAG
Caenorhabditis briggsae is the source of this 1776-nucleotide messenger RNA. Bases 1 to 1776 code for a protein of 591 amino acids. The transcript is spliced from 4 exons. The record is from RefSeq and is a predicted model, not a curated record. Lineage: Eukaryota; Metazoa; Nematoda; Chromadorea; Rhabditida; Rhabditidae. Gene Ontology annotation, molecular function: protein binding.